ACCGGUGUAGCUACCCCUGAUUAGGCAGGUCCACCCUGAGUUCUGUUCUGUUUCUCUUUACUUUUUUUUUUACCUUUUCUACUUUUUUUUACUUUUUAUUAUCUUAGAGGACCCUCAAUCUCGUGUCUCACUCUUUAUAUUCCAGGUUAUCACCACAAAUAUCCAUAAUUCAUUUCAAUUGCUGAUUUUAUUUUGUAAUGAGGAUAAAUACUCGAUGUCUCGGUUCUUUGGGUAGGUAAGAGAGCCAGGUACAUAGGUUGCAGCCGGAAUGUUACCUGAGUGUACCCCACAUUCAGUGCGUUAUGCACUCCAAGGAGACAACACUGUUUAGUUGUAUUCUUACGUUCGAAAGAGGCAGCUCAUUGUGUGAAGCUGUAUGUCAUUUGUAGGCUGAAGAAAGGGGGGCUUGAGGUUUAGAUCAUGUAGGAUUUCAUAGACGCCCCUUAUUUACAAUAUCCUAUAUCUUGGAUUUCUUGUUGGCAUCAUCCACACGGCAGGUAGGAAUAAACCUACACGAUCUAUCACCAUGCGUAGUCUCGCAAUGCUAGUAGCACAGGCAAGUUUGUCUAUGGCCAAGCCCCUAGCCAACCUUGCUGGGAGUCUUACGAAACCUAUAAACGCCAGCCAACCUCUAGAUGGAUUCAUUAGCUACUCCAUUGAGUUCUCGUCAUUUCCGGAUUUUGCAGGCAACCUAUCGCAUCCUAACGAGUUCUCGAACAACUUACUGAACAAUCUCGCUUCCCUUGCUGGGACUAAGCCGUACAUACGGGUUGGAGGAAAUACUCAAGACUACGCUAUAUACAAUCCUGACUUAGCUGUUGCCCUGAACGGCACUUACAACCUUUCGAGGUCUGCGGACUACCCAACCACCAUCGAAAUCGGGCCUUCGUAUUUCGAGUCGUACCACACUUGGCCAGACGUGAAGUUCUCUCAUGGCUUCAACCUGGGCGGGAACCACGACGACAGGCAAUGGGAGUCGCUCCUGGAGACGGCUGCCGUGGCUUGCAAGGCCAUUGGAAAAGACAGGCUCUACUGGUGGGAAUACGGCAACGAACCUGACCUAUUCACGACGAGCAACCAGGGGCCGGUCAGAUCACCAGAAUACAACGAGUCGGAUUACGUAACGGAGUGGCUAAACGGAACGAGAGCAAUCAGGGACGUAAUUGAGUCGAACUGCCCGGACCUUCUCAGUCACGAUACAUACGGAUACCUGGCCCCUUCGUUUGCCGGCAUUAAUAACCAUCUUAAAUCGUCUGUAACCUGGGCCGACGGCCUUGACAAAGACGAGAGCAUAAAACUCUUCUCUUCCCAUAACUACAUAUCCAGCUCCGACACCCCCGGCGUAACCCUCCAAGGCACCCUAAUGAACCACACACGCACCUCUCUCAGCAUCGCCUCGCACACCGCCGAGAAAGCCGCCCUACACCCAUCCACCCCCUACAUCCUCGGCGAGACCAACUCGCUCUCCAAGCAAGGCCGCCCGGGCCUCUCUAACUCCUUCGGCGCCGCGCUCUGGGCGCUCGACUUCGCCGUGCAAUGCGCCACCACGGCCGCGGGAAUCGAUCGUGUACACUUCCACAUGGGCACUGACUAUAGGUACGCCUCGUGGCAGCCCGUGGAUACGAAUAAGACUGCGCGGGGGACGAAGCCGCCGUAUUAUGGUAAUAUUGCUGCCGCUAUGUUCCUUGUCGGCGGCUCCGCUGGGACGACGGCGACCGUUGUGCCCGUUUCGUUCGAAGCAGACGAUGACGACGAUGCGAGCGGGGAGACAGACGUAGCAUACGCCGCGUACGACACCGCUGGCGCGCUAACGCGCAUCCUGGUGCUGAACCUGCGCGCCUACAACUACACGCUCAACGGCACCGGGGGCCCGGAGCUGGACCCGGCUCCCCGGUCUGUGCGGACGUAUCGGCUCAUCGUCGGUGAUCAGAACGUGGAUGCGGUGGUCCGCAGGCUGCACGCGAACGGUAGCGACGCCGUCACGGGGAUCACGUGGGACGGCUGGAGUUACAAUUACGAGCUUGAUAGGGGGCGGCCGGUGCGCUUGGAUAACGUGACGGUUGGGGAGACGGUGGCGGUUAUUAGUGGCGGGGAGGUGCUAGUUGAUGUUCCGGAUUCCGAGGCCGUGGUGUUGGAUUUUGGGGAUGCGGGGAGGGGAGGGGUCUGGCGGAGGACUGACUGAUGGGACUAAGGUAAGGGGUGCUAUGUAAGGGGGUAGGUUAGGAAGGUAUGUAGACAUGUAUGUAGGUAUGCAUGUGUCUAUAUUGGGGCGAUGGCAUACCCGGCUGGGUGGUACUGGCUAUGAUGCUGAUUAAGUCGACACACGCUGGGAGGCUCACGAGAGCUGAUUGCUUUGCAUCAUAUUUCUGUAUUCACCUGUCUCUAAGCGGGAUAUAUAAGCAGAUUUUAAUUUCAAUAAAUGAGAGAACAAAUAGUAGAAGCCUUAAUUGUGAGAACGCAAAAAGAAAGUACCUAGGUACCUAGGCAGCUAGGGGGACGCAAAAGGGGAACGAGAAAUAUAAAGAACAGAUAAAAAGUAAGAAAAGCAAAAGAAAAAUGCGAAGGGUGCGGAUUUGAACCCUCACCUUCGGGCGUCCCGCAGUGGCGUUCUCUCCGAACCCGCACUUUUUAAGGGACAGCCGCAUGGUGGUG
This is a messenger RNA of Hypoxylon fragiforme, 2652 nucleotides long. RefSeq names its product glycoside hydrolase family 79 protein. Lineage: Eukaryota; Fungi; Ascomycota; Sordariomycetes; Xylariales; Hypoxylaceae. The transcript has 4 exons. Bases 527 to 2182 code for a protein of 551 amino acids. The record is from RefSeq and is a predicted model, not a curated record.